Messenger RNA from Pangasianodon hypophthalmus (striped catfish), 3103 nucleotides. RefSeq names its product wingless-type MMTV integration site family, member 2Ba (gene wnt2ba). Lineage: Eukaryota; Metazoa; Chordata; Actinopteri; Siluriformes; Pangasiidae. The coding region runs from base 367 to 1482 and encodes 371 amino acids. Gene Ontology annotation, molecular function: frizzled binding; cytokine activity. The transcript has 5 exons. Gene Ontology annotation, biological process: cell fate commitment; multicellular organism development; canonical Wnt signaling pathway. Gene Ontology annotation, cellular component: extracellular region. The record is from RefSeq and is a predicted model, not a curated record.
AGAGAGAGAGAGGGAGCAGAGAGAUCUCUCCCACCGCCCACAUCCACUUCUUCUCCCUGACACUCGGAUGCUGCAGCAGAUCCACUGCGCUGCUCCCAGCUGAGCUGCUCUGCUUCAACUUCAACUUCCAGCACAGAAGAAAAUAAAUAAAUAAAGCAGAAUUAAAGCGAUUUUACGGUAACUGCGAGCUUUGGAUUUGACCUUGCACACAGAGGAGCGCUUUAUUCCCUUCUUCCUACAAGACAGAAAGAACAGGACAGGUACAGCGCUUGAAGGAUGGAGGAGCAGGUAUGUUAAAGUACAGCGCAGGACUGCUGAGCUACUGUUCUGCCAGGAGACAGAGAACAACUCACCGCUUUUCCUAAGAUGCUGGAGCUGCGUAAAGUCGGGAGGUCGGGAGAUAGCGGACCUGAGAGAGCGCAGGGGAUCUGCCUGCCCUUCAUCCUACUGCUGCUCAUGUUUACUCCGAGCGUGGACUCGUCCUGGUGGUACAUUGGUGCACUUGGUGCACGGGUCAUAUGUGACAACAUUCCUGGCCUGGUCAACAAGCAGCGGCAGUUGUGCCAGAGACACCCAGACUUAAUGCAGUCAAUUGGUGAGGGAGCCAAGGAAUGGAUUCGAGAGUGUCAACACCAGUUCCGGCACCAUCGCUGGAACUGUAGCACAUUGGAACGUGACCACAGUGUCUUUGGCCGUGUCAUGCUCCGAAGUAGCCGUGAGGCAGCAUUUGUGUAUGCAAUCUCCUCUGCUGGAGUGGUGUAUGCAAUCACUCGUGCCUGCAGCCAGGGGGAGCUCAAGAGCUGCAGCUGUGACACCCACAAGAGAGGAAGAGCACGUGAUGAAAUGGGUGACUUUGACUGGGGUGGCUGUAGCGACAAUGUGAAUUAUGGUAUCAAGUUCGCCAAAGCCUUUGUGGAUGCCAGGGAGAGAAUGGUAAAAGAUGCCCGGGCAUUGAUGAACCUGCACAAUAACCGCUGUGGCAGAAUGGCAGUGAAGCGCUUCAUGAAGCUGGAAUGCAAGUGUCAUGGCGUCAGUGGCUCGUGCACUCUGCGGACAUGUUGGCUCACUAUGUCCGACUUCCAGCGCACAGGAGACUACUUGAGGAAGAAGUAUGACAUGGCAGUGGAGGUUACAAUGAACCAGGAUGGCACAGGGUUUAUGGCUGCAGACAGGAACUUCAAAGGUACAACCAAAAACGAACUGGUGUACGUGGAAAACUCUCCAGACUAUUGCCUCAUGGACCGAACAGCAGGUUCUCUGGGCACAGCAGGGAGGGUGUGCAAUAAAUCUUCCAAGGGCAUGGAUGGCUGUGAAGUUAUGUGCUGUGGUCGUGGAUAUGACACCACACGGGUUAAGCAGGUCACCAAGUGCGAGUGCAGAUUCAAGUGGUGUUGCUCAGUGGAGUGCCAAGACUGUGAAGACACUGUGGAUGUUCACACUUGCAAACCACAUAAACGCCCAGAUUGGCUAGAUCUUACCUGACUUCUGUGGGUGUGGCCAAUUAUUUAAAGAUUUUCUCUUCUCAGGGAUCCCAAGUGGACCAAAGAAUAAGAGGAUGCAUGGUCCUGGCUUGCUGGUCUCUGUCUGCAGAAUGUUAAUCCUUUUUGGACCUCCAUGACAACAGUGCAGAAGUAAAACUCUUCUUCACUCUGGAACAUUGCUAGUCUUUGGACAUCAAAAGAAAAAGGGAUUUAACAUUUGUUUUUUUGCUGUUGUUGUCAUGGUUUAAAGACCUCAGAUAAGAGCAUAGAAAUUGCUGCACACUGCUUUAAAAUGUACAGACAAAACAAUUUUGACAACUUGUUUGACAAGAACUUCUUUUAAUAUUUGUUGUGGACUCUCUGAGAAAUUGAGCACUAGACACUGGAUACAGUGCAUAAUGAAUAUCAUCUGCAACAACUGCUUGAAAACAGAUAAGAACUUACUCAAAUUGAAACUGACUGGAAGCAUACCCCUCUGUAUGAUUUGUACAAUAAUAAUAACAAAUCUGCAGGAGGAGGUCAUACUGUUGUUGUACAUGGAAGGACGCAGCAUUUAACAUAACACAGUGCUAUAGUUAGGUUUCUUCAAAAUUCUUUCCAUUUUAAUAUAUUUGAGUUGGACAAAUACAGAAAGAAUAAAUUCCCUGUAAACCCUUUUGUCAUUAUGCAUUAUAAGAUGUUUGUAUUUUAAUCUUUUGUUAUUGAAACUGAAUAUAUAAGCACUUAAGCAUAAUUUUACAUGUAAGCACUUUUUGUGAGGGUUUAGAUAAAAGAUUGUUAAUGUUUAGAUUCUCUCAAAAAUUGAAUUUACAAUUGUUUACAUUGAAUUAAAUAAAAAGAAAACCAAAAAACAAGCUGACACAUGGUUAAAAUGUCAAUUCCAUUUAAUGUACUUGAUCACCAAUCUGAUACUAAGUUUCAGUUUUGGAGCCAAUACUGUCCUGAAACAUUGGAUUGAUAAUGGACUGGAUUUGAGAUAGUUUCCAUUCAGUGACACAGUGAUGCAUUUCAUGCAGUGAAUUUGUUUGAUGUUGACUGUCAUGACACAGAAUUUGGAAAUGAAUACAGGACACAGCUUAUUCUAAAGCAUGUCACCAUCAAGCCCCUGAUGUUUCACAUAACUUGGCAGCAGAAGCUUGCAAAGAGUCGCUCAGCUACUAAGAGGAUAUCAGUAAUGAAGCAGCAUUGGGUAUUGGACAAUAUUCAGUGCUCUGAUAUCAGUAUCAUAUCACAAAUGGAAAAAGUGCGAUCAUUGAGAGUGCAGUUCAUACAUUUUUGAAAGCCCUUCCCAGGGUCUUUAAGCUCAUAACACUAGUUGUGUCACAUGUAGACUGCACUAAAAUGCAAGCUAUUAACUAAAUUACAUGGUAGUAGUUCCUAAAUCAUGUGUAUUUGUCUUAAAAUAAAAGUGAUUAUUUACUCUCUGCAAUGUCUUAAUGGUUCAACAUCUGUAUGUUCUUAUGCAAAACUAAAUGUGAUAAUGACAAAUCAUUACCAUAUAAAGAUAUAGUGUACCGUGAUUAAGUAGUAAAAAUAGCCAGGACAGCAUAGCUAGCAUUCAUUUUGCUACGUGAAACCGUCUGUUUCUAAAUUUGUUAUUAAGAUGGAUGAGUGGAGUCAGG